AUGUGUUGGAAAUUAUUUUUGUUAGCCGAAGGUAGGUGAAUAACAAGACGGCAUGUCUGCUCCUGUUUUAUUAUAGUGAUUUCUUUGUAUCUUCAGCAACUCGCAGUGUUUUCCUGUAUAACUGCUACCUCAUGAUAUAGAUUCUGCAAAGUCGUUUACAAAUUGAUUUAAGCGUGGAAGGAAAGGACUUCUUUAGGCAUAAUCCAGGUCCUGUACAGAGACUGCACGGUGGCUAAGUAAAUCUGAGGUAAAUAUAGGACUCGCUUGAUGAUUUCUCAAAGAUUCACGCAAAAUUUUGAAUUUGGAUUAGACCAUGAAAAAUGUAGAAGCUAAUUUUUGAAAUUAUUUUAAUGGUUGUUCGUUGUAAAAGACAUUUGAAUACACAAGGAAAUUUUGUCGUAUUCAAUAUUUUUUCGGAUAUUACACCGUUCUGGAAAAUCCCCUUGGUUCAACUUUUAAAAAUCGGCCCCAUAAUCUCAUCGGAAAAAGUUUUUGACAGGUUCAGAACAUCUACAAACUAUCAUUAUUACAUUUUUUAAGUCAAUGAACCUAGGAUGAAUUUAUUUUUUUGGCUAAAAGCAUAAAUUGUUUAUUGAAAUUUUCCAGCCCACUCAUUGUUGGAUCACUAAUGUCAUCGAGUCAGUUUUGAAGGAUAGCAAACUUCAAUAACAGAUGUCAUAAUUAUAAUGUGUAGGCCCGCUGAGUAUGCGUAUAUUGAAUGUCAAAACAAUCCUGCUUUUAAGUUUGACCUGUUUGCAGGUGUCGAGAUACAUCUGAAUAUUCUGUGCAGCCAUAAAACAUGAAGAAGAAAUCCAGCUAUUACUUUAAGGGAUUUCGAAAUGACUAGUUGAAACAAAGAGAUGAUUGGGCAAAUUAGUGUUACAAAAGUCGACGGCUCAAAAGACCGCGGAUUUGGUUUAAUUAGUCACUUGUAAGUCUUGUUUUUGCCAAACAAACAUGUUUUAAAACAUGCUGAGGGCAGUGAAAAUUCGAAAUUGCUGUAGGAAAUUCCUCCAAUGUUACGGUUUAUCAUCUGUUACAAUCUGUAGCCAGGUACUAAGCAAAUUCCGUGUAAAUCGCUCUAAUUGCACUUAGAAUGCCUCGCAGCUUCACCAUAAAUCGUGAAUGGAGGCUCAGUGAAUGAUCUUCAAUUAAGCUUUCAACGUUUUUCCUGCGUAAUGGACUACGGCUGGUGGUCUAGUAGAGUUUUAUAACCUGCGGACUCUCGCUCUUUAAACCCGUGCGCUAACAAGUGUUCCAACCAAUUGCUUUGCACGAACUGUUUUACUUAAGUCAAUGCAACGCAGAAAGUCACAUUUAUCUGGGUAUCAAACACUUUUUUUGUCAGUUUUACCAGUUUUAACACAAGGCCGUCAAAAUCAAAGCGAUGUAUCACACAUAAAAACAUCAAUAUCACCAUCUCCAACAAUAACGGCGCCCACGUCAUCAAUCGCAUCGCCAAUUAAAGACGACGGAGAUUUAAACGCAAACCGAGAAGGAAACAUUGUAAGUCCACGUGAGUUUAAAGGGCGAUUUGCAAUCACAAACAUCGAUUACAAACCCCAAUAUGCAAAUGUCAAAAGUGACGAGUACAAAAUUCUCAAAGACUCUCUCGAGAAAGCAUUGGACAGCUCGUUACAAAAUACUGUUCCUGGUUAUAUCAUGUGUGCAGUGCGCUGGUUCUAUAAAGGAAGUGUGAUCACAGACUUUGUUGUGUUUGUGAAUGGAAAUGAAAAUGUCUCCCCUGAAGAGUUACAAAAGGCGAUUGUCUCAGCUCCGUCCACGGGUUCGCUGGCAAAUUUUAAGUUGAAGAAUGUUGUUAUAGAGUCACCGCAGGACCAAAGAAGUGGAGAAAAUGAGGACAACAAAGGAUCUAUGAUCAUGAUCGAGCUAUGGAUGAUAAUUACUUUCGGUGGUAUAGUGAUUGUUAUUGUUCUUCUCUUCUUCAUUCUUGGUCUUUUGGUAAGUAAAGGAUGAGAGAGAUCGAUAAUUUUUUUUUUAUCAGCGUUUAUUAUAAUAAUGUAUCAACCCUUUUACUCCAUGAUCUCAUAAAUAAUUCUCCUUACUGCCUGCCUUACAGCUCUUAUGACAUUAGUUUAGAGAAUUUGAUAUUAGAUGCACAACCUAAUCGACCCAAUCCGGAUAAAUUGGCUCCUGGAUAUGGAAUUUUUCGACAGGGCUCUCCAAAGUGGAUGGAUACGGAAGCGCUAACUUUGCUUUUAAAAGUGAGAGGAAAGCACUUUGAAAAUUUUUUUUAUUAAACUUUCUUCUGUCCCUUUAAUUUUUUGGUGUGAAAAUUACGUCUAUAUCAUACAAACUAUCAAGGGUGUAUCAAAACGAUUCUGCCUCCGUUGUAUGCAGUGUAGAUCGGUUGUAUGGACGCAAGGUCUGAUACAACAGCACGAAAGCAAUAAUUUUCAUUCCACUUGUUAUAAUAUCAUUUUAUGAUACCCAGCCAAUUUCGUUGCGACAACGCCUCUAAAAUCCUCAUCACUACCACUUCGAUCUUUGAACAAACUUGUUUUAGAUAAGAAACAGAUUGUUAAAGAAAGCCCUAACUCAAGAGAGACGUGUCACUGAAGACCUAAGACACCAACAACAGUUGCAGCAAGAGGGGACAAGGGAAACGUUGUCCAUUGUGGCUGCGUCAUCUACUGAUGAACUUACGACCAUGCUUGAUAGCAAAAAGGAAGUAAAGGUGUAGUAACCUUUAUCCGUGUGAUUUUUGUCCCUAAAGAAGGAGUGACACAUUCCUUGCCCUGGUGCUAGCAUUCCUUUGUGUGCCUUCUGGUGGCCCCGCCUUCUCAAGAAACAGUACAUUAAGGAAAUUAGUUUUCUUCCGUUCUGGGCAUGCUAAAGUAUGAGAAUAAGUCUUAAGGCGGAGAGGAAAAAUGAGUAUAAAACUGUACCAAAGCAUUCGUGAUCUUCUCAAGUACUUUGGAUUUCAAAGGAAUUACAAGAUAAUAAACCAUUUUUUCCCGAGAGUGUCUGAUAAUCACGCUUCAUAAAAUGAGGAGCAAAAUAGUGCAUGUAGUAAAGUAACAAAAGGGUGUAUUGCUCCCUUAAUAAUUUUAUCCUAAUCCCCGAGCGGUUUGUCGUUAAUCAUCAGAAAUACCAGAGUCGAUCAUUUUCCAUCGGCACCUCAAGGUCAGCGGAAAGACUCAUGGAGCUCUUGAAAGAUUCUGAUCAGGUGAAAACUGCCACAGGCGAACGAGCAGAACGUAACUCAUCUACAGUUUUUUCAGGAUCGGCAACUGUUCCCAGUGUCAUAUCAAACGUUUCAGCCCAUGAGGUAUGUAAAGUUCAUAUCAUUCGUAGGGCUUGACUAGUAGGACUCUAACCCCUUAAAGUGACUUGAGUUCUUAUUUCUCCUUACAGUAUCACUGUUGAAUCAAAUGUAAAGGUCAUGAGAAUAAAGUAACUGAUCUCUAAUUGAGGAAGCUCCUGUUUGUCGAACAAAUUCUCCUCGUCAGUGCCAUUGGAAACGUAAACAGAAUAGUAUGGAGAAAAUGCAUAUUGAUGUUAGGGUGCAGGGGGUUAAUGAAAGGUUUUCUUUCUUUUUUUGUCACUAUCUUUCACCUAUAUUUACUGGUAGAAUGCUUAUGUUCUAAAAGGUUGUUGUAUGUCUCAUGCCAAAACGGGCUUUCUCGCAGUAUUUAUGGACGUUUUCCAUCCUAAACUUGCGCCUUCGUUGUAUAAGUUCCCGGACUCAGUCAAUUGGUACAUCACCCGAGUUUCAUGAGGUGAUAACUUGAUUUCAAAGAUUCGAUCCUUUAUUACUCGUUUCAUUUUAUCUUUUGUGGUAAAUUAUUUUUUGCGCCAUUUUUUUAGGGUGAAUUCAGCACUUCAAGCUCCCUAAUUGAUGACGUCACGAUGUCAGGAGACCACACCCAUCUAAGAAAGGUUCCUUUUGCAAUGAGCAAACCGUUAAUUUUCAUCAGCCCUCCCAAGGAAAACACAGUGUCGACUGCUAAAGAGGUAAAAUAAAUGUUAUGAGUUAGACUAAACUAAUUUUUUACCGUCCCAAAUUGGUCCCAAAAUCAAACCAAAUGCAAUGGGUCUGAAACUAUAGAUUAAAAUAUCUGUUCUUAGGUGGGAUGUGGAAAGGGAUGAUUCAGCUGUGAUAAGGGUCCUGAAUCCCGACUGUCAUUAUGUUGUGUACUUGGGAGAAGCACUUUACUAUUUCCGCUAAGCCUUUAACCCUUUACACACGAACAUAAUUGUGCUUACUCUCCAUGAAACAUUCAUCAGCUAUGAAACUGUAAGGAGAUAUUGAAUGAGAGUCACCAGUAAGGGUUAAAAAGUUAAUGCGUACCUGUAAUUUGCCAAGAACAACUUAACAAAACACUAAAAUUAAGUCAAGAAGAGUAACAGCGCCUUUUGAAACUUCAUAUUACAGUACCAAGAAAAACUAGGCAGCUAUGCGAGAUCAGUCUAAAAACCCUUUCAAUCCCAAGAUAAUUCUUAUGAUGUUAGUUCUGAGAAUUUGGUAUUGGGUCAACUAAUAAUCCCCUAACUUAUAUUACUCUUUAUUCUCAACACUUGUCUAUUUGGUAUAGUAUUGAUUUGGUAAGGAGAAAUUUUGUCUUGGUCACUCAUGGGAGUUAAAGGUUAAGCAGACUUUUUUUAUAUAUUUUCGUAGGAUUGGCCUCAGGAUGAAGAAACUCAGAAAGAAGGCGAUGAAUCUGAAUUUACCAAAUUAAAAUAUACUCCGGCGAUACUUCAGCAGGUACAAGCGUUUGAACAAGGAACUAUCAACACAAGCGACGAAGAAGAAAAUGAUAAAAACAAACUAAUGAGAAGCGAGCCCAAAAAGCUGAGACAUAUUUCACUCAGCGCUACUGCAUCACAACAAAUGAAAAUUUCCGAAGAGCGACGACGGAGAGAGCAUGAGAUUCGACCUUUAGGUGGAGUGAUCAAGGUAGGUCUUCCUGCUUCCUAAUCAGAAGUGGAUAUGAAAGGGGCUACGGUGCUGAUACAAUCACAUUGGCCACGCUUAAAAAUCCUAUACCUUAAUGACUCAUAAAGGUAUAGAAGUUCUUAGGUUGCGAUUAAAUCGCAGCCUAUCACUUCGCGGUGAUGGGCAUCGUAGACCAACAGCUUUUCAUUAAGUCGGGUAGAACAAAACCACCUUCUCAUGGAGUCAUAUGCAUGUAUACAUGAGUGCGUAAUCAACUUCAGUCACACUAUAAUAUGAUAUAACUUUUAUUUUUUAAUGUAUAGCGUACUGAGGCAUUGAAGGAAAUUUUCUGGUUUGAAGUGUGCCAUACAUAUGGUAAGAUGUAAGUUCGGAAAAUUACAAUGAGGGGCAAAAGUCUUGGUGCUCUCUGCUACAUUUUUAAUUUUUUGUAUAACCGUCGGUUAUUUAUCAACCUCUCUGCCUUAUUUCAAUGUUACCUGAUGUAAACAGAAUGGUUACUAAUUUCCUACAACAUUGCUAGGACUUUCAAUGACGUAUCGGAGAUAAAUUACAAGAUUUCUGUUCAUCAUGUUGAGUGGAGGGUUGUUGGCCACCAAGUGAGGGAGGGGAGGGAUGCCAACUUUUUUUGCCACUGAGUGUAGAUCUGCAACGCAUGAUUACCUAGAAUAAAUAUGUCUACUAAUAACUGAAGUGUUGAAACGGCUUUAACGCUCCAUCAAUUAAUCCGCAUUUUUCCUGCGGAAACUGUACAGAUACCAGGAAGUGGAUUGAGUGGUGGAAUUAAUUUGAGCUUUUAUGACAAGUUAAUAAUGACAGCGUUUACCUUUUUUUUGCAGAGGUUUGCACUUCGCCCAUCUGAUACCGAUAACAGUGCUACAGAAUAAUCUAACUGGUCUCGCUCCACGACUCGAUAAGUGAUAAACUCGUACUAAGUUUGACUAAAAGGAGCAGUGUAGGAAUUGAAAAAUAACGCAUAAAAUGGCGGUAUAAAAACAUCUGUGACAAAAAUAAACGAGGCGUACUCAGCUUUCUAACAGGAUGGCACUUAUAAUUCUCCUAUCCAGAGGC
Molecule: messenger RNA, 5989 nt
Organism: Pocillopora meandrina
Lineage: Eukaryota; Metazoa; Cnidaria; Anthozoa; Scleractinia; Pocilloporidae
Source: the annotation of a GenBank genome assembly